Messenger RNA from Brassica oleracea var. oleracea, 983 nucleotides. Its product is annotated as F-box protein PP2-B10-like. NCBI's taxonomy places the organism in Eukaryota, Viridiplantae, Streptophyta, Magnoliopsida, Brassicales, Brassicaceae. The record is from RefSeq and is a predicted model, not a curated record. The transcript is spliced from 3 exons. Bases 48 to 884 code for a protein of 278 amino acids. Gene Ontology annotation, molecular function: protein binding.
UAAGUCAAGAGGAAUCUCUCUCUCUCUCUCUAGACUAGACGACGAGGAUGAGUGAAAAUCACGGCAAACGCAGACGAGAGAUCGGUUCGGAUUCGUCGCCGUUCGAUUCCUUUCCGGAGGAUUGCAUCUGCAAGAUAGUCUCCUGCACAAGUCCACGUGAUGCGUGCGUCGUCGCUACUGUUUCUAAAGCCUUUGAAUCUGCGGCGAAGUCAGAUGUUGUAUGGGAGAAGUUUCUUCCGCCCCAGUAUGAAUCCCUUGUUCCUUCAUCGCGUCAUUUCUCAUCCAAGAAGGAGCUAUACUUCGCGUUUUGCGAGGACCCUGUUCUUAUCGACGAUGGUACAAAGAGCUUUUGGUUAGACAAAGCCAGUGGAAAGAAGUGUAUCAUGCUAUCUGCGAUGAACAUCUCAAUCAUGUGGGGAGAUACUCCACAGUAUUGGGAAUGGAUUACAUUUCCCGAAGCUAGGUUUAAAAGAGUUGCGAAGCUUCUUGAUUUAUGUUGGUUUGAGAUUAGAGGCAGGACGAAGACUCGUGUCCUAUCUCCAAGAACACGUUACUCGGCUUACAUUGUGUUUAAGAAGGUAAAUCAUUGUAACAGCUUUGAGGAUGUGGCUAUAGAAGCUGGAGUUGGAGUGGUGGGGAAUGAAGCUUCUACAAGAUUCAUAUACUUUGAUGCGCGAGUGGAUGGGCUGUCUUUGAGGAGGAGGCGAAGGAGGCCACAUGAGAGAAGAGAUGGGUGGAUGGAGAUAGAGCUUGGGGAAUUCUUCAGUGGAGGAGAUAUAAUGAAUAGUGAUGAAAUUGAGAUGAGUGCUUUAGAGACCAAGCUUGGCCAUUGGAAGAGUGGCUUGAUCAUUCAAGGAAUUGAAAUCCGUCCUGUAAGAACCUAGUAAGUAAUGCCCGGGAACACUUAUAUAAUGAAAAAACAGCUUUGCUAAAGGUUGAAUCCUUGUUGGUUGAUAUAUGAUAUGAGUCUGCAUUUUUUUUUA